GCACAGCCAGGUCCGCGCCACCUGCCUACGAUAGCUCCACGAUGCAACCCUAGCGUCCCAGUCCCAUGCCAGCACCGCACCCACGCCGAGUGGCGAUCGCGGCGGGAUGUUUUCCGCGCUUCGCGGGAAAGCUUUUGAGGAUCGCGCGUGGGAGCUGAGUGAACGCGCAAAGGAUAUAAGCGGGCGAGCGAUUGCGAUGGGGCCGGCGGGGGCGUGGCGAGACGUUCCUAUCUCUAGAAACAGCGAGGUCGAGAGAGGAGAAUGGGAUAUUACAGGCCCUACGGCGCCGCCGCUGCCACCUCAGCCCACGGAAUAUCACGUGCCAUUGCGAGACGAAUCUCUCUCCUCUUCGCCCUCUCGCCUUCCGCCCCCGACAUCCCCGUCUCAGUUCUCCUCGGCGGCAGAGCCAUGGCUGUCGCUCGAUGAAGGUGGCGGGGGACACCAGCAGGGUCGCCGAGCGCCGGCAAACGGACGAGGAGGGGUAGGAGCAACACAAACGGGUGGGGUGGCGGUCUCUCCUUUUCCCACAGCGCCGACUUCCUUAAUCAGGGAAGAUGGAUCCCUUUAUCCGCCGCUGAUGACUGGGGGGGGAACUCGCGACAGGGUGGAGGAACAGCAGCAGCAGCAGCGGAGGCAGCGGCGUUGGAAAGAUGAUGAUGAUGAUGAGGAUGAUGACAUGUCCACGCGGCCUCCGUCAGCUUCACCGGCGGCGGGUAAUUGGGGAAGGGAGAUCGCAGAAGGGGGAGGAAGAACAGCGAGCGAAGGAAGCGUGCCGUAUUACCUGCCUGUGGGGAGUGGUAGUGGAGGGGCGGAGAGGGCAAGAGAGGGAGGGCGGGGAGGAAAGCACAAGGCACGAGUCAGCGCGGGGACCUCGGGAACGGAGGACGACUGGAAUGCCCCCCAGCCGUUACUGAUAGGUUCGACAUCAAGACCGCAAGAAAGCAGAGGCCGAGGAGGGAGCUCCGUCGAGGGGGGGGCAAGAACGGCAAGAGGAGGCGGCGGGCGAGCAGGAGCGCGCCAAGGUGGAGGAGGGUCACCCUCUUCUUCAAGCAAUGCUGGGGGGCGCGAAUCCCCGUAUGGCACUGAGCAGGGGUACUCACGAGGCGUCCCAGAUGAUUCUUCUUCAGGGGGGCGUCGCAAGCCAAAGGGAGACCGGGUCUGCUGUCGACGCUGCACAUGGCUUGUUCCCGCCAUCGUCAUAGCUUGCUGCGUUGUGUUUGUCAUUUCUAUGUACAGGAACAAUUGUCCCGAGAACGGGGGUGCUGCAGCCAACAAAUGCGUCCUCCCUUCUCUCGGUCGCUUCUCUUUUGAGCCGCUGAAGAUGAAUCCGAUGAUCGGCCCUUUGGCGGAAACGCUUUUGAAUUUUGGCGCGCUGGAAACGGAGUUGUUACGGAAGCGGCACAAGAACAAGUAUCGGCUCUUUUCGUAUGUCUGGCUUCAUGCCGGCGUUGUCCAUCUUGUGCUGAACAUGCUGGGUGUGCUCGUGAUCGGAUUGCGCCUUGAGCAGGAAUUUGGCGCGUGGAGAACACUGCUUGUCUACCUUGUCAGCGCUUUUGGCGGGAGUUUGAUGAGCGCGUUGCUUUUGGCGGGAGGUGUGAUCGUAGUGGGCGCCUCCGGUGCUCUCUUUGGCCUUUUAGGUGCCACGUUGGCAGAAUUGAUCGUCAAUUGGACCAUCUACGGCCGGCGAAUCAGCACGCUCUUCACGUUGAUCUUCUUGAUUGUCGUCAAUCUCCUCGUCGGAUUGACUCCUCACGUCGACAAUUUCUCUCACAUUGGAGGAUUUGUCUCCGGCGUGCUUCUUGGGUUCGUCUUCCUUGUGAAGCCGCAGUUCGGGUACCUCGCCGAUAACAUUCAACUUAAGUACAAUGGCUACAAGGACUACACUGUGUACCCGGUUCCUCCUCUCCCGACGGACGAUCCGUAUGUUAUCCGUUCAGGUGCCCCGCCCAAGAGGAAACAUAACCAGUUCCAGAGAACUAUGCGCUGCAUCGCCUUUGCAUUGCUGCUGUUCGGAUUCGCCUCCGCCACCGCGUUCGUGUUGCUCAACGUCGACGGGAAUAAAGCAUGCUCGUGGUGCAAGUAUAUGGAUUGCGUCGAUACCCGUUACUGGGAUUGCCACCGGCAGUCGUCUAGCUAUUCUUCCACGUAUCCUAUCUCAGACGACGUCUUGGCAUGUGCAGCUGAUCUAAAUGUGCCUCCCCAAAGGUUAAUUGUUCAAGCGUCGAGAUUGCUGGAUGUUGUCGUACAUUUUGGGGGGCGGGUAGGUGGUCACAGCUCAUCUGCGUGGUGCUCCUGGUUUUAGUUUUGUCAACAAACUGUUAGAAAGACGGAAGGGGAGUGAAGCGUUCACUCCCACAUCGCUGAUAGGGCUUCGGAAUUGACUUGGGUGUUUGACUUGGGUGUUUUACUUGGGUGUUCGUUGGCGGCGCGGCAGUGCGAAAUGAUGGGGCUGAAAGGGAGGCACAGGGGGAGGAAACACGAAGCGCAGAACUAAGGCGGGCAAUCUCAUUUUAUAAAUAAAAAUGCGACUUACGCGGUGAAUGGUGGGUUCGGAUGAAGGUACAGGGUCGGACGGGAAGAGACUGCAGGAUAUUGGUUGCCUUUGAAGGUAGACGGUCGUUUCGGGUACACUCGGCUUCGCUUUUGGGCCCCAUUUUGUGUUCCCCUCUGUCCCCUUCAUUUCACGUGUCCCCCCCUGGCCCCUUCCCUUUCCAGUCACCGCCUGCCCCUUUCUCCUUCUGCCCAUUCCGUGUUUCCCUCUGUCCCCUUCAUUUUUUUUUAUUUUUUUCUUAAAUGUGCACCAGGCUGCAGUGGGGACGCAGUGGUGUAUGUGUAUCCACUGAAGCCCCGCGAGCUUGACCUCCGUAAUCCCCAUGAUGAUGCUGAUGAAGAAGUGAACCCAGGUCAGCCCUGGACUUUGUAGCUGCAUUUUCUUGCAUUUUCUGUUCCAUGAGUCCCAUACUCACAUUUGAACCGAGGAGUGAAUUUUGUAACCAAUUCGUGAAGAAUAAUCCGGCAGUAGUACUGUGGUAACUGUUGUAGAUUCCGGUGUAGUAUUCCAGCCCAUUCGUGUUACGUCUACCCUCCAAGUGCUGUAGUCCGAGCCAUCCUCCUCAUUUUCCAUGUCCCCCACGGUCCCCUUCCCUUUUCAGUCACCGCCUGCCCCUUUCUCCUUCCCUUAACGUCUGUCAAGGGGGUACUGACUGUCACUGUAUGAUCUGUCGGCUCGUCGGUGUGCACUCGCUCUCCUUCGGUUCCAUGGUUUCAUGAGAACAUGUGCGUUUCUCCUAAUGAGGCGUCCGGGGUUGGAGGUCUCUUGGCCGCUUCUGAUAUAACAUUUCGAGGUAUUCUUCUUGAUGGGGAAACGGGGGCCCCAUGGAACUCCCUUUCUCUGUAUUCUGGGUGGUCACCCAUGAGAAAAUGAAGAAGAGUUGUGUCCGAUGGAUUGGUUUCAUGCACGAGAGGUCUGUCGUGUUCUUUGGCCGAGAGGGGGAAGGGAGAAGGGGGUUGAGACAUACUUCUGUGUCGUAGUGCCAUCUCUCGUCUUAGCCUCUCCUGUCUGCCUUCUGCAUACCUCAGUCAUGGUAUAGCGAACUGUGCGGGUUAUGGAGGGGGGGGAGGAUGACGAAGACCAGGAGCAUCGUUGUCAGCGGUGUCGGGAUGGUGGUGCCCAUGGAUAAUGAAGGUAGGAGGAUGGUUUGCGCCAUGGCGCGGAUGCCUCCGCUUCUCCGCGUGCUACGACAAAAGACGGACGGAUUUUCUUCCCAGGCUCUUCUGGUUCUGCUCACUGUGUGUUGAGGGAGGAGGUGGUUGGUUCUGUUCAUGGCAGGAGUGGAGUAUCAAUCAAAUGGUGUCAGUUGUUUGAUUCUUCCUUUUUUGAGGACGUGGUAGUACUGCUUGGUCUUUGGAGCUUGACUCGGGUCGCGACUUGUGGAAGCUCAGGCAGGUAGCUAGCACGUGGAGAUGACUUGUGCCGCUCCUAGAAACAGCAGUGGAAGUUCUGUGUGUACUGUAUAGGAGGGUGUGCAUGUGUGCUAGAGGGGGAGGGGGAAGUGGGGGCCUGUGUGUGACCAGGCCCCCUAUCCCCCAUGUUUCAGUUUAGUUGCUCGUGUGAUCCGAGUAACACAAAUGAAAUAAAUCCAGAAAU
Chara braunii is the source of this 4147-nucleotide messenger RNA. NCBI's taxonomy places the organism in Eukaryota, Viridiplantae, Streptophyta, Charophyceae, Charales, Characeae. The record is from the annotation of a GenBank genome assembly.